AGAUAAUAUCCUUCAACCUAUCCUGUUCUUGGAAUGGGCAUUUUGUAUCAUCUUCCAAACGAGCUUGUGGCUCAUAUUUUCCUCUUUUGUACUUUUAAGGACAUCCUAUCCUUCCAGGCGACCUGCCGACUCUUUUACGAAAUUAUUACAACUUCCUCCUCUAUCCAAUACCGUAUCGCAUUGGAAAUAUCUGGAUUAGAGGAUAAUCCACAGCAUGAACUCAGCAUUCCGGACCGACUUCAGCUAUUGCAACGCAGAGAAGCAGCAUGGACCUUAUUUCAGCCGAAUUUCAUACAAACAGUACCCGUCAAGAACACCGCAGUGGUUAUUUAUGAGCUCUCAGGUGGAACUUACCUUCUCUCGGGCAUAUCUAGGGACUCGAUCAAUCAUCUCCGGCUUCCUUCCACUCCCAGUGACCCCACGCCAUGCUGGGAUCAUAUCCCAGUCACCGACGAGUUGCUGGACUUUGGCUUGGCCGUGACGGAGCACGAUUUGAUUGGUGUGUUGACGACAAGCUCAAAGGGUGUUGAUUCAACUCUCCAAAUACGCUUCCUUCAGCUUUCUACUGGCUUGCCCCACCCGCUCUCUAGGUCACCUAUGCGAUUUACCCAACACAUUCUUAUGGACAACCUAGGUGUUGGAAUAGAGAUCGUUGGAAAUAUAGCUGCGCUGGUUAUUCGGGAUGUUAGCUUUGGUCAUCACAAUCGUGACAAGGUAUUAAUCUUAGAUUGGAAACGUGGAAUAGUCAGAGCCGAGCUGUACAUUGAAUCCCGUCGAUAUCAAAGCGCCAUAUUUCUAACUCCAGAAUUACUGCUCGUUACCAACGCACAAGAAAGAUGCCUCGAGAUAUGGCGAAUCCCUCCCGAUUCUGGCGAAGCGGUGUCACCCAUCAUAUGUAAACAGCCCGCGCUAUCUUUGGGCCUCCCUGCAAUACAUCCUGGUUUCAUGGUAUCCGAGUUCGCCUGCAGAGGUGCUCCGAACCCUAUUCUGUCUAGCUGCGACACAUCCCGCCCUUUUCAUUCCUCGCCCAUCGAGUCGAUAAUGGUUUUCCACUUAACUAUAUCCCCGCUUGAUCCCCGUAUACCUAUCCCGUUCGUAUUUUUCGCCCAUCGACGAACCUUUCUGGAAAUUCUCGCCAAAGCUAAACUUGAUCCUGAGCCUCGAACGACACCCAUCCCAUGGUCGGGUUGGGGCCCUCCCAAAACACGAUGGCUUCGUGCCCGGUCUAUACCCACAGAAUGGAUUACCACCACGUCUGGGCAACGGUACGCAUAUGUAUCUAUGCACGCGCCCGCCCUGCCCCAGCCCGUAGUAGUCCUGGACUUCAAUCAAAAUCAUGUUAGAAAAGUUAUAGCUAACAUGAAGAAUCAUGUUCCUCCGUAUCAUGGUGUCUUUCCAAACGAAAUGAUAACGACCGAUGUGAGUUCAUUGUGGAAAAGGACAUGGAUUGACGAGACAAAGGAUACGUACGAGAAGAUGAAGGUAUUCGCUGAGGAUGUCGGGGGAUAUUUACCCUAUGUUGCUGUCAAGUCGGUGCAAACGUACGAGUUUCAUGGUGUAUUGAUGGAUGAUGAACGAAUCAUAGGUAUCAAGAGAAAUCAUGUUCUAUCUGGAGUUGAAAGUAUUGAGGUUAUACAUAUGGGAUAAAUUUGGAGAUUUGGAGGAUUCACAUUUCUACUCGUGAGUCAAAAGCAUAGAUAUCUUCCAACCCUCUCGGAACUUCGGUGUCAAUGCCAAUGCCAUUUGUAAUAAUAGUAAUGUGUGUACAAUCCAAUAUCCAAGGAAAGAAUAAAAACUCGAGCAAGCGUUCUUGGGGGUACCGCGGAUCGAACGCGGGACCUUCAGAACUUCAGUCUGCUGCUCUCCCAGCUGAGCUAU
This is a messenger RNA of Lentinula edodes (shiitake mushroom), 1878 nucleotides long. RefSeq lists its product as uncharacterized. The coding region runs from base 34 to 1647 and encodes 537 amino acids. NCBI's taxonomy places the organism in Eukaryota, Fungi, Basidiomycota, Agaricomycetes, Agaricales, Omphalotaceae. The transcript is spliced from 4 exons. The record is from RefSeq and is a predicted model, not a curated record. Gene Ontology annotation, molecular function: protein binding.